CCGGCGUCUUUGUGAAACCAGCUGAUAUUUAUACCAAAUAUUUGUAUCAGUUUUUCUUUCAUAAUUUUUUUUUGCAUGUAAGCAUAACUCUAGUUAGCUGAUAAUAAUUGACCUACUGAACUGAGUUGACGUUACAUUAAGCAUCAUCAUUCAUACAGGUUAUAUCAUAUCAACCCAUUUAAAGGCACUAUAACGUAAACGUAGAGUUCCCUCAUCGUAAUCUGCAAUCUGUGUUGAACUUUGAUUGGAUGUUUUGGAUUUAAUUUUAUCACGUAAAAGAGCGUAUCAACAUGCAUUUGAUCAUAUAAAUAUUAAAUAUACAUAUUAUUGCAACAUUGUGGUAGUUGACCUCUAUGGACAAACUCCAAACUGUUUUGUAAAUUAGUUUCACAAUUUGACUCAAGGAAAAUGGGAACCAUCGUCGAAUUCACAGGUAGACUGAUACUGCAUGUGCAAAAAUUAUUCUUGAGAAAUCAAUCCAUGGCCAGAGACCGAACGACGACACCAGUCGUCAUGUGCGGUAACAGACUCAUGUCCUCAUCGCCACAACAAGAAGGUGAAAAAAUGCCAUCCGAUGGGAAUAAGGAAUUGGUGGUGGUGGAGAAAGUGACGAUGGCUUACGUGGUGACGACGAUCGGUAUAAAUCGACCCGAGAAAAAAAACUGCGUGAAUCACGCGACGGCACUCCAGCUCGAAGCCGCAUUUAAAGCGUUUGAGGAAGACCCCGACUCUCCAGUCGCAGUUUUGUAUGGAAAAGGGGGCACAUUCUGUUCGGGGUACGAUCUCUCUGAAGUUGCCUCUGGGAGUCCAGAAAUGUCAGGGUCUGAAAACUUUGACCCUUUCAACAAAAAAGGUCUUGGCCCAAUGGGACCCUCUCGAAGAUAUUUCAAGAAGCCUGUUAUUGCGGCAGUAUCAGGUUAUGCUGUAGCAGGUGGCUUAGAAUUAGCUUUAAUGUGCGACGCUCGGGUUGUAGAAGACACUGCUGUAAUGGGAGUUUUUUGCCGUAGAUUCGGUGUCCCAUUGAUUGACGGCGGAACCGUCCGUCUUCCUCAUUUGAUUGGGUUAAGCAGAGCAAUGGAUAUGAUUUUGACUGGAAGGGCUGUGAAAGGGAAAGAAGCUUUCGACAUUGGAUUAGCCAACUGGCUUGUUGCCUGUGGUACCUCGCUUGGCCAAGCAAUUCAAUAUGCAAAUUCCAUCAGCAAAUUCCCACAGAAUUGUCUUAAUCGCGACAGGAUGAGUGCCUACAAUGCAAUGUACGAUGCUAAAGAUUUUGAAUCAGCAAUGCAAUUUGAAAUGCGACACGGUCUGGAUGUCAUUGCAUCCGAAUCUGUUCCGGGGGCACAAACUUUCGUUUCUGGCGUUGGAAAACAUGGUUCAUUCAACUUGCACGGGAUGACAAAGAAUGGCAAAUCAAAAUUAUAAUGGGGUCUAGUGAAGUACAUAUAUAUACGCAAAAGAGUAUGCAUUUAUUUUAAGAGUUUAAUGGCAGCUACACGAGAAUAAAAUAUUUUGGUAAAAAAA
Molecule: messenger RNA, 1521 nt
Organism: Folsomia candida
Lineage: Eukaryota; Metazoa; Arthropoda; Collembola; Entomobryomorpha; Isotomidae
Product: probable enoyl-CoA hydratase
Exons: 7
Coding region: 409-1422 (337 amino acids)
Molecular function (GO): catalytic activity
Source: RefSeq, a predicted model, not a curated record